AUGGCCGAAGUCCACGCUGGUAUCGCAGCAGAAGCGGGAGGCAGUGAUAGACUAUCACCACCAGAGGAAUUGAUGAAACCUGGGGAGGAAGAGGAAGAAGAAGGAGACGUGAAGUGCGAGAAAGAAGUUGAAGAGGACAGUCUAGCACUUUACAUACAGAACGAAAUCGGGAGCGAACUUUUCGAAGCUCCUCACACUGCCAACAUCAUCAGUGUCGGUCUGAAAGACUAUGGGGAUUCAAACAGGGCCGAUCGUUUCUUGAUUGAGCACCACUUAUAA
Messenger RNA from Opisthorchis viverrini, 279 nucleotides. RefSeq lists its product as hypothetical. Lineage: Eukaryota; Metazoa; Platyhelminthes; Trematoda; Opisthorchiida; Opisthorchiidae. The transcript is spliced from 4 exons. The coding region runs from base 1 to 279 and encodes 92 amino acids. The record is from RefSeq and is a predicted model, not a curated record.